AUGGAAGAAUCGCUAGAAGCAGAUCGACUUAGGGAGGAGGAGGAAGCCGCGGCGCGUAAAAAGCGACCCCGGAAAUACACCCAUCGCGACCGGGAGGAAGUCGCCGCAAGGUUGGUACGAGAUUACUUUUGUGAGAACCCGGUAUGGGAAGAUACCUACUUUCGUCGCCGUUUUCGCAUGCGGCGGGAGCUAUUUCUGCAUAUCGCAAAUACAUUGGCGGCUCGGGAAGAAUACUUCCAAGAAGGGUUUGACGCUAUUGGCCGUCCCAGUCUCACGACGCUCCAGAAAUGUACCGCAGCAAUCCGUCAGCUUGCUACUGGACAAACGCCGGAUUUGUUCGACAAGUACCUGCACAUUGGGGACAGCACUGGGAGACUGUGUUUGAUGAACUUCUGCAAAGGCGUCCGGGCAGCCUUCACCAACGAAUUUCUCAAGAAGCCAAGCACUGCAGAUUGUUAG
Messenger RNA from Salvia splendens (bonfire salvia), 459 nucleotides. RefSeq lists its product as uncharacterized. Lineage: Eukaryota; Viridiplantae; Streptophyta; Magnoliopsida; Lamiales; Lamiaceae. The transcript has a single exon. The record is from RefSeq and is a predicted model, not a curated record. The coding region runs from base 1 to 459 and encodes 152 amino acids.